This is a messenger RNA of Nymphaea colorata (pocket water lily), 762 nucleotides long. Its product is annotated as STS14 protein-like. The coding region runs from base 16 to 591 and encodes 191 amino acids. The transcript has a single exon. NCBI's taxonomy places the organism in Eukaryota, Viridiplantae, Streptophyta, Magnoliopsida, Nymphaeales, Nymphaeaceae. The record is from RefSeq and is a predicted model, not a curated record.
AGUUAAGAGAGAGAAAUGGCGAGACGCUUCUUCACCGUGUCACGUCUGGCUGCUACGCUUCUUUUCCUGUGGUCGAUCCCGGCCAUGGCCUCCAAGCCCGGCCGCAGCCUGGUGGCGGAGCUCCCCCCCGCCCGGCGGCCGACGGCGGCGAGCGCUACUAACCCCAACUCGACGGCCGACUACCUGGAGGUCCACAACCUGGCGCGAGCGGCGGUGGGGGUGGGGCCGCUACAGUGGAGCUCGGCGCUGGCGGCGGCCGCGAGUCGGUUCGCCAGGCUGCAGCGGAACUACAAGCACUGCGAGCUGGCGGGGUCGACGACGACGCCGUACGGGGAGAACGAGUGCUGGGGGAAGGGGCGGCCGAUGAGCGCGAGGGAGGCGGUGGAGACGUGGGUAGCGCAGAAGGCCUAUUACAACUACGCCAACAACUCCUGUGCUGGCGGCCACCAGUGCGGGGUGUACACCCAGGUGGUGUGGAGGAAGACGGCGAGUCUGGGCUGUGGCCAGGCGAGCUGCGACCAGGGUGACAUCACCCUCACUAUCUGUUACUAUGACCCUCCCGGUAACUUCCAGGGAGAGCGUCCCUAUUAGCUGCUACCUACCCAUUGAUCUCCAUCUUCCUCUUUCUUUUCUGUCUUUUUUCUUUUUUCCAAGAAGAAGAAGGAGAUGGUGAUUGUGGCAACGAAGGCCAACUUCUUCUUCAACAUCUAUGUGUUGCUUUUGCGUCAUCUUUAUAUCUACGUCUUACCUUCUAAGAAAGAA